Anoplopoma fimbria (sablefish) is the source of this 3590-nucleotide messenger RNA. Its product is annotated as polyhomeotic-proximal chromatin protein-like. The transcript is spliced from 10 exons. Bases 265 to 2586 code for a protein of 773 amino acids. NCBI's taxonomy places the organism in Eukaryota, Metazoa, Chordata, Actinopteri, Perciformes, Anoplopomatidae. The record is from RefSeq and is a predicted model, not a curated record.
GAGACGGACAACUCGUCAGACUUUGGGGACGAGUUGGACAACGAAGAGACGAAGGAGCCGAACGUGAACUCCCACCGUCACCUUCACAACGAGUUGGAGAAGCUCCGUCGGGUGAAGCUGCAUCAUCUCUUCAAAGGUCUGAGGAGAGAAGUCGGUCUUAGUGAAGAGAAGACGUCAAAGAUCUUCACGCUGAAGAAGGCGGUUCAGGUGAUCCAGCAGCUGAGGACGACGGACUCAGAUCUAGAGAGGAAGAAGAGGAGGCUGAUGAAGAGGAGGGAGGAGAACCUCAGCGUCAUCGCUCAGACAUCAGAGAGCGGACUGGUGAGCAGCGGACGUCAGAGAUCAGCUGAUCAGUCAGCGGGAGGAGGGACAGGAAGCAGAGACACAGGAAGCAGGGACACAGGAAGCAGAGACACAGGAAGCAGGGACACAGGAAGCAGGGACACAGGAAGCAGGGACACAGGAAGCAGGGACACAGGAAGCAGGGACACAGAAAGCAGAGACACAGGAAGCAGAGACACAGGAAGCAGAGACACAGGAAGCAGGGACACAGAAAGCAGAGACACAGGAAGCAGAGACACAGGAAGCAGAGACACAGGAAGCAGGGACACAGAAAGCAGGGACACAGGAAGCAGGGACACAGGAAGCAGGGACACAGGAAGCAGGGACACAGACCUGAUGGAGGUGGUGGAACAGACGGACGGGCCGACAGAGGAAUCGUCUGACGAGGAGAGACUCGUUACCACGGCGACCAACGAGGCGGCGGUCCGGGGCGUUGCCAUGGAGACGGAGGAGGAGGGCCGCCGGCUGAGGAGGCUGGAGAGGAUGAUGAGGAACAUGGGCUCAGAAAGCAGUUUGAAGGUGAAGAAGCCGGUCGGAGCUCUGAGCGACACGUUGGCCUUCAGUGGUCUGCGUUCAGUCAUGAACUCCAGAGACUCUUCAGAGAGACUCCUGCUGGAUCAGGCCCGUCAGGAGAUCCAGACUCUGCAGAACGACUCGGCCCGACUGAGGAGUCUGAAGAUCUGUCUGAAGCAGCAGAGAGACGCCUUCAUCAGAGAGCUCGGCCUCAGAUCAGGUAAAAGUACACAGAGAAUCCACUCGGAGCUUCAUCACCUGUCGUCACAACAGAGAGAGACGGAGGAGGAGGAAAAACACCGAACAGCCAAUCAGCUGCCAGCAGCAGCAUGGGGCGGGGCCUCAGGUCCAGCAGCAGGUGAAUCCACUGAUGACAUCAUUGUAGUGGAAUCCUCCAUCAUGCAGCGGCGGUCUCCUCAAACUCCUCCCACCACCACACGGGUUCAGCAGCCUCAGAGCGUCCUGCAGGUGUCACAGCCCGUCCUGGCUCCUCCUGGUGUAUCCCACAAUGCAUCAGUGGCGAGGGACAGGCCGAGGACGGUCCCCAACAUCCUGUCUCGCAGAAAGACUCCAGCUGCAUCAUCGUCCUUUAGCGCCCUGGUUCCGGCGGAGGUUCUGACGCUGGUCCGUGCUGCGUUGCCGGGGCAACAAGUCCUGACCAUGAGCCCGCUGAUGGCGGGAACGACGGUGCUGCAGACGUCUCCUUCACCAGGCAUGACAACAGUCACCCUCAACCUCCCCAAUCUGACCAACCAGCAGAUCCAUCUCACCUCACUGCCCCGCCCCCCAACCGGUAAGAUCGUCAGCAGCUCCGCCCCCCUCACCUUCACUAACCUCACAGCCGCGAACUUCAACAACCUGCUGCAGCUAGUACAACCACCAAGUACACAACAACAACAAGUACUACAACAACAACAAAUACUACAACAACAAAUACUACAACCACAACAACAACAAAUACUACAACAACAACAACAACAAAUACUACAACCAGCACAACAAGUACUACAACAAGUACUUCAGCCAACACAACAAAUACUACAAAAACAACAAGUACUACAACCACCUCAGAAAAUACUACAACAACAACAAGAAGUACUACAACCACCACAACAAAUACUACCUCCUCCUCCCCAGCAGCAGCAGCAGCUCCCAGCUGGUCCGUCCAUGCUGGUCUCUGCUGGUUCUGGUCUCUCCUCAGACCAGAUCAAAGACCAGGACCAACCUUCUCCGGGUCUGGGUCCGAGUGCUGAGGGUCGGGUUGAGGUAACAGCGACGGGAGACGACGAGAGACUGACGUCUCUCCUCAACGAGAUCUUCUUCCUCAAUCAGCAGACCGUCGCCUCGGCAAUGACGGCAGCCGGGGUCCCGUCACCGGAGAACCCUUCCACUGAGGAUGCGGCGGUGGGUGGAGCCACGGAGAAGGGACACGCCCACAGCCCCUGGCUCCUGGAGCUGGACUCGGACUCCGACGACCUAACAGAGACAACGUGGGGUGGACAGCAGCUUGGACCUGCCAACGGGAACGCUAACGCCAUGGCUCCGCCCCCUCUGCUGCAGAUGAAGGUGGGCGGGGCUAAGGCGGCGGACCCAACCAGCAGCGAUGGAGCAGCGACGGGAGAAGAAAGAGGCGGGAGAAGGGAGGGGGGCGUGGCCUGGAGGCCGAUGCCGAGGCUGGUUCCUCUGGGACUGAGAGGGAACCCCCCAGCUGACAUCACACAGAUCAGAUGACAUCACACAGAUCAGCUGACGCCACCAGACUCCCUCUGAUGAUGUCACAGCAGAGAUAGGACCUCAUUGGUUCUCUGCAGACUGUUUUCUGAUUGGCGACAGUUUGUGUUGAUGUUAUUUCUGGUAAAACAGAAACACAGGACGGCCAAUCAGAAGCCAAGCUGUUCCUCUGACGAUGGUUCAGAGCGUUUCAUUGGUCGUUUCCAGACGAUCAGAGAUUACGUGGUUUUAUUUAUAUCGGUCUAUACAGUUCUCUGAAUAUAAAUCUUCACCUCCGUCCUCCUCAGUUGACGCUGCGUCUGAAGGCAGCAACGGGCAACUUUGUGUGUGUGUGUGUGUGUGUGUGUGUGUGUGUGUGUGUGUGUGUGUGUGUGUGUGUGUGUGUGUGUGUGUGUGUGUGUGUGUGUGUGUGUGUGUGUGUGUGUGUGUGUGUGUGUGUGAGAGAGAGAGUGUGAGUGGACGCUCUUUCGUUUUAAGGGUUCACAUGAAACUGGUUUCCGUUUUCAAACAGGAAGUAGAAACUUUCUGUUGGACAAAGUUUGUGAAAAAGAAACGUUCCUCCUAUUGAAACAAUAGAAACACUACCAUUGUCUCCAGGCUGAGACUCAGCUGGACUCAGCUGGACCUGCUCAGUGUUCAGAGGCCCGGUGAAGCCUCAGAUGAAGCUGCUGCUCUUCGUCUUCAUCUCUGUACAGUGUUCAGUUCUUCUUGUUUUUCCUACAUUUGUAUUUUUCUACGUGUUAAAGGACGCUGAUGUAAAUAAAUAAAUGUCUGCAGGAAGACGUCUCCAUCACGAGUCUAACUACUGUCAAUGAAGUUCAAAUAGCAACUUCUGACUCAGAUUUGAUUCUUUUAAAAGACAAACAUGAUGCAAUAUUUAGAUUGAAUGGUUACAGUUUGACCUUUAACCUGAAUGAGGUGAGAGAAGAGCUGUUUUUAGAUUUACCUGAUCGCCCCUGAAUGCAUCAUUCUAACAGAAUAAAUUAUGGAAGCAAAAAUAACUU